AUGGCGUCGUCUCAGAAACUCACAGAAUACGAGCGGAAGCGCCUCGAGAACAUUCGUCGAAACGACGAAAUGAUGGCUGCUCUUAAAAUCCACUCCAAAGCCACUGAGCUCUCCGCCUCUUCCUCUGCUAAGCGCCAAAGAGUUGUAACUAAAUCGUACAAAGUGAGUCCGGAGAAGAAGCCCAGAACUCAAUCCCCAAUCGUAAUCCGAAGGUCCCUGCGCACUCGUGGAAUGCCACCAGAAUACUCUGACUUCAAAGCUCUAGACGAUACUGUCGAAGCAACUCCUGUGGCUGCAAAAGCUUUAACCCAAUCCAACCCUUCGCCGCGAGAUUUGGGGCCUCUUAGUAGCAGAGAUGCUUAUCGUGGAACCGGCUCCGAUAAACUACUAAUGGAAAGGAUUUUGGGCGUUUCAAAGAAACCCCAUGAGGAUUUUGGUUAUGAAAAUGGUGGGGAUUCGAUAAAGGGUGCGUGUGAUCGUUUGGAAUUGGGUUCUUUGAGUCUGAAUCCAGAGAAUAUUGCGCGAGUUGUGCCGGGGAGGAUAAUGAAUGUGCGGUUUUUGCCUUGUAGCAAUUCGAAAUUGAUUGUGGUUGGGAACAAGUUUGGGGAUGUUGGGUUUUGGGAUGUUGAUUCUAGUAUGGAUAAAGAUGACGGGAUUUAUUUGUAUCAUCCACAUCCUGGUCCCAUUUCCGGGAUUUCCAUCCAGCAACAAUGCUCAUCAAAGAUCUUUACCAGUUGUUAUUUUGGAUUUAUCCGAUUGAUGGAUGCUGAGAAGGAGGUAUUUGAUCUGGUAUAUUCUAGUAAUGAUUCUAUAUAUUCUCUUUCUCAACGACCAGAUGAUAUCAAGUGCUUAUAUUUUAGCGAGGGUCGUGGAGGUUUUAAUUUCUGGGAUGAAAGGGUUGGAAAAUGCUCAACCCAAUGGAAUUUGCAUGAAGAUAGGAUUAAUUCCAUUGAUUUUAACUCAGAAAACUCUAACAUCAUGGCUACCAGUUCCUCAGAUGGAACUGCCUGCAUAUGGGAUUUGAGAAGUGUUAAUGUAGAUCAACCCAAACCUCUGAAGGAAGUUAGGCACAAUAGGGCUGUGCAGUCUGCUUACUUCUCACCCUCUGGAAGCUCCCUCGCAACAACAAGCAUGGACGACACAGUUGGUAUAGUGACUGGAGUUAAUUUCGAUAACACUUCAAUGAUUAAGCAUAACAAUCAGACAGGAAGAUGGAUUUCUUCUUUCAGAGCAAUUUGGGGCUGGGAUGAUUCAUACGUCUUCAUUGGCAAUAUGAAAAGAGGAGUUGAUGUUAUCUCCCCAGCUCAAAAAAGAACAAUAUUCACUCUAGAAAGCCCACACAUGUCAGCAAUUCCAUGCAGGUUUGAUGCACACCCUUACAAUGUUGGCAUGCUUGCAGGAGCCACUAGUGGGGGCCAGGUUUAUAUGUGGACAUUGGGCUAAGAACCUCGGUUUCUUCCUGCACCAGAGUUUUCAUAUUGAUGUUACCAGUUAGUGUAAACAUGACUAAUAUUGUAAUUCUUCAUGCAGUUUAAUGUGUUACAAACUGACAAGAAAAUGCUUUUGUUAGCCCCAGUUACUAGAAAUGUCGGCUAGAAUUUUUUCUUGAAUUUUGUUUUGGUUUUUCUUUUUUGUCUGGGUAAGAAUUAUUACAACUAAAUGACUAAUGACUGCUUGUGGAA
This is a messenger RNA of Quercus lobata, 1682 nucleotides long. It is a transcript of the gene DRS1, whose product is annotated as DROUGHT SENSITIVE 1. Gene Ontology annotation, biological process: regulation of DNA damage checkpoint. Gene Ontology annotation, molecular function: DNA binding; protein binding. NCBI's taxonomy places the organism in Eukaryota, Viridiplantae, Streptophyta, Magnoliopsida, Fagales, Fagaceae. The record is from RefSeq and is a predicted model, not a curated record. Bases 1 to 1443 code for a protein of 480 amino acids. Gene Ontology annotation, cellular component: nucleus. The transcript is spliced from 5 exons.